Messenger RNA from Topomyia yanbarensis, 2640 nucleotides. RefSeq lists its product as uncharacterized. The record is from RefSeq and is a predicted model, not a curated record. The transcript has a single exon. Bases 1 to 2640 code for a protein of 879 amino acids. Gene Ontology annotation, molecular function: nucleic acid binding. Lineage: Eukaryota; Metazoa; Arthropoda; Insecta; Diptera; Culicidae. Gene Ontology annotation, biological process: DNA integration.
AUGGUGAAAAUCGAGGACAAGCUGAACUCCCUUUUAGCUAACGACAUAAUUGAACCGGUGGAGGGUGGUUGCCAGUGGGUAUCCCCCCUAGUUACUGUGAUUAAAGACAACGGCGAUCUACGCUUGUGCGUCGACAUGCGCCGGGCAAACGUCGCUAUCCUGAGAGAAAGACACAUGAUGCCCACAAUUGAUGAUUUUCUCCCACGUUUUGCGGGCGCCCAAUACUUUAGUCGCCUCGACAUCAAAGAGGCUUUCCAUCAAGUGGAACUUGAUGAAGAGAGCCGCUAUAUAACAACGUUUAUAACUCACAUGGGCCUCUUUCGCUAUAAGCGGCUUAUGUACGGAAUUGUAAUUGCGCCAGAAAUAUUUCAGAGGAUACUCGAGCAAAUAUUGAGCCGAUGCAGCAAAAACACUGCAAAUUUCAUCGAUGACAUCCUAAUAUUCGGCAAGACAGAAAGUGAGCAUGAUGCAGCGCUUGAAUUAGUAUUAUACACUCUUAAGGAUUAUGGAGUGCUGUUAAAUCAAAAGAAAUGUGUGUUCAAGGUCGAAAAGUUAGAUUUCCUGGGGCACACUCUUUCCUCACAAAGCAUACAACCUGCACAGGAUAAAGUUGUUGCUAUCCAGAAAUUCCGUCUACCUUCUUGUCCAGAAGAAGUUCGGAGUUUCCUAGGCCUUGUUACGUAUAUUGGACGUUUCUUGCCAAACCUGGCAACCAUUACUGCUCCACUCCGAGAGUUAACUUGUGCUGGAGUUAAAUUCAAAUGGGGCGUAAACCAACAGCAAUCGUUUUCAAAACUAAAGGAAAUGAUUUCCAAUGUGAACCUACUACGGUUCUUCGACAAUUUUCUACGCACGCGCGUCAUAGCAGACGCUUCGCCGGUUGCAUUGGGUGCCGUUCUAAUACAGUUUGAAGGCACAACAGAUGAUAAUCCUCGUUUAAUUGCGUACGCUAGCAAAAGCCUGACGCAUACUGAGCGUAGGUACUGCCAAACUGAGAAGGAGGCCCUCGCUCUAGUUUGGGCAGUGGAGAGAUUUUCUCCAUAUUUACUGGGACGUGAAUUUGAACUUGAAACCGACCACAAACCGCUCGAGGCGAUAUUUAAACCAACCUCACGCCCGUGUCCUCGAAUCGAAAGAUGGGUUCUUCGACUGCAGUCUUUCACCUUCACUGUUAAAUAUCGCAGAGGGGAUAACAACAUUGCCGACCCACUUUCCCGGAUGGUCGAACCUGGUAUUACGGAGGAUUUCGAUGCGGAGAAUAAAUUUAUGGUUUUAGCGGUACUAGAGUCUGCGGCGAUUGAUGUUCAGGAAUUGGAGGAAUCUGGCAAAAUGGACCGAGUUUUGGGACUAGUUAAGAAGUCUUUGCAGACAGGAAAUUGGGGUGAACCAGACGUUAAGUCGUACAUCCCUUUCAAUAAUGAGUUGGGUAUGGUAGGAGACAUUGUUGUCCGAGGUAAUAAACUUGUUGUUCCAACCAAUCUACGUCAACGAAUGUUGGACUUGGCCCAUGAAGGACAUCCAGGGGAGUCGAUCAUGAAGCGCCGUCUUAGAGAUCGAGUCUGGUGGCCAGGAAUGGACCGUGACGUCACUAACUGCGUAGUAGCUUGCGAAGGAUGUAGAUUAGUAGGACUUCCUAGUAAACCUGAGCCGAUGUCACGCCGUCCACUCCCGAACAAGCCAUGGGUCGACGUGGCUAUUGACUUCCUUGGACCAUUACCGGAGGGGGUAUAUUUAUUCGUCAUAAUUGACUACUACAGUCGGUACAAGGAAGUGGAAAUAAUGAAUAAAAUCACAGCAAAGGAAACAGUUUCUAGAUUGGACAAAAUAUUUACGCGACUAGGAUACCCACGAACAAUUACUUUGGAUAACGCCAAACAAUUCGUGGGCAUUGAAUUCGAAGACUACAGCAAGAGAUGCGGAAUCCACCUCAAUCAUUCUGCACCAUACUGGCCUCAGGAAAAUGGCCUCGUUGAGAGGCAGAAUAGAUCGCUGUUGAAGAGGCUACAAAUAAGCAACGCUUUACACAGGGAUUGGAAACAAGAUUUACAGGAUUAUUUAGUAAUGUAUUACACUACUCCACAUUCUGUAACCGGCCGUACACCAACGGAGCUCCUAUAUGGCCGUACGAUUCGAUCGAAAAUACCGGCUUUAGACGAAAUCGAGACUGCCCCUCCGCUAACAGAUUUUGCUGACAGAGAUUGUGAAGCAAAGAAAAAAGGGAAAGAUCACGAGGAUAUUCGACGAAAAUCGAGGAGUUCAUCCAUCAAAUCAGGUGACUCAGUUCUAAUGCAAAAUCUAUUGCCAGGCAACAAACUUCAGACAACUUACAACAAAACAAAAUACGUUGUGGUGUCCCGAUCUGGUUCUCGUGUCACCGUUGAAGAUCCCAUAAGUGGCAAAUCAUAUGAUCGGAACGUCGCACAUCUUAAAAAGAUUACAGAUCCAGUUGAAACAUCGCCGUCUUUGUCCAGUAGUCGAGAAAAUGAACCUUCAGGUGGCGCGGAUUGUGAGCUUGGUAUUGUGUCCUCCGAUGAUGAAUUUAACGGGUUUGAGGACGAACAGCCAUCCGAAGUAGUUCUACCAGAGCGACAGCAAAGAACAAGAAAAAAGCCAGCGAGAUUUAAAGAUUACCAGUUGUAA